Messenger RNA from Carassius gibelio (silver crucian carp), 2121 nucleotides. Its product is annotated as differentially expressed in FDCP 6 homolog. Gene Ontology annotation, cellular component: cytoplasm; nucleus. The coding region runs from base 88 to 1953 and encodes 621 amino acids. Lineage: Eukaryota; Metazoa; Chordata; Actinopteri; Cypriniformes; Cyprinidae. The record is from RefSeq and is a predicted model, not a curated record. The transcript has 11 exons.
GAUGCACACUUUUGCUGUGGGUGUGGGUGUUGAGAGAAAGAGAAGGCAGUGAAAAAAGAAAAAACGGAGAGUAAAAUUGCUGCAGUCAUGGACUUGCGCUCAGAACUGCUCAAGUCCAUUUGGUACGCUUUCACCGCUCUAGAUGUGGAGAAGAGUGGAAAGGUGUCCAAGUCUCAACUCAAGGUCUUGUCUCAUAAUCUUUACACAGUUCUGUGUAUCCCACACGACCCAGCGGCUCUCGAGGAACACUUCAGAGAUGAUGACGAUGGUCCAGUGUCCAGUCAGGGAUACAUGCCCUACCUCAACAAAUACAUCCUGGACAAGGUGGUGGAAGGCACGUUCAUCAAAGAGAAUGUGGACGAGCUCUGCUGGACUCUUACUGCCAAGAAGAACUAUCGACCAGAGGGAAAGUGCGUUUUACCUGGAAAAGACGCCUUCCGGCUCUGGUGUCUGUUCAUAUUUCUCUCGGAGGACAGAUAUCCUCUGGUCAUGGUCCCUGAUGAGGUUGAAUAUUUACUGAAGAAGUUGUGCAUGGCUAUGAGCGUUGAGCUGAACUGUGUUGAACUGGAAGACUUUAUUUCCCAAGAUUCUGUUCAGCAGAACGGCUUCAUUGUAUGGGCCUUUCUGGAGAUGAUGAAUUCUGGGAAACUAACGAGGGGCAUUGCCAAAGAAACCAUCAGUAUGGCCAUAGAGGAGGUGUACCGGGAAAUAGUGGGUGAUGUGUUGAAAGAGGGAUAUCUGUGGAAGAAAGGUCAGUUGAGAAGAAACUGGAUUGAACGUUGGUUCACCCUCCAACCCAGCACUUUAAUUUACUUCACUAGCGAGGACCGCAAAGACCGCAAAGGCAACAUUCAGCUCGAUGGAAACUGCUGUGUAGAGGUUCUUCCUGACAGAGAUGGGAAGAGGUGUAUGUUCUGUCUGAAGACGCUCAGCAAGACCUAUGAACUCAGUGCAUCUGACACCAAACAGAGGCAGGAGUGGACUACAGCAAUCCAAACAGCCAUCCGGCUGCAAGUGGAGGGUAAAACUUCUCUUCAUAAGGACCUAAAGCAGAAACGGCGUGAGCAGCGGGAACAGAGAGAGAAGAGGAGGGAGGCGAAGGAGCAGGAGCUGCAGCGCUUACGGGCCCUGCAGGAGGAGCGCGAGAGGAAGAUGGCAGAGCUGGAGCUGCUGAAGGAGGCGCAGAGGCAGGCGCAGGCGCUGCUGGAGCAGGACGAACUCCGCAGACGACAGCAACACGAACAACUCCAGCAGGCCCUGGAGAUCCAACUCAAAGAGGCUGAAGAGGCGCGGGCGAGCAUGCAGGCUGAGAUGGCGCUGAAGGAGGCUGAGGCUGAGAGACAGAGAAAACGAAUCAAAGAACUGGAGGCCAUGCAGCAGCGGCUGGAGGAGGCGUUACAACAGGAAAUCAAAGCCAGGCAGGACGAAGAGGCCUUCCGCUACGCACAGGCUCGGCUACUGGCUGAGGAAGAGGAGAAGAUGAAGGCCCUUAUGUCUCUCCGUGAGGAGCAGGAGGAAUAUAUCCAGCGUGCCCAGCGGGAGAAACAAGAGCUCAAACAGGAAAUGGAAAGUAAGUCUCGAUCUCUGGAGGAGGCACAGAUGCAGCUGGAGGAGGUCAGAGCCAAUCGCCACCGAGUGGACCAGGAUGUGGUGGCUGCUCAAAGGAAGCUUCGUCAGGCCAGCACCAAUGUUAAACACUGGAAUGUUCAGAUGAACAGAUUAAUGCAUCCAAUUGGACCAGGAGGUACGCACAUUACCUUAGGGUUAGAAAAGCGGCCCUCAGGAAGCGGAUCUUUUUCCAGCUUUCGCGUCCCUUCGCAGAAGGAUUCAGGACUACGUUUGAGGCAGAAAUCAGAUGAGCAGGAUGAGGAAAGCAAAGAAAACGUGGAAAGCAGAGGAGGGUGUGAAUCUGACAAGCGUUUGUCUACAAAUGGAGAUAUGGAAAUACCUUAACCUCAUAAGAAGAAAUAAAAUCUCUCUUCCUCAAAGUCAAGACUGAUUUGAAUGAAGGAAGGUUAUUUUUGCUAGAUGCCAAGACCUCAUGCCGUUGAAAAAAAGGAUACUUUUUAAUAUUGUCAGUGUUUGUUAAUAGCUUGUUAUUAAAUAAUGUUUUGUACACUU